AUCUCUCUGUUAUUAUUUCUUGUUCUGUCUUCUUAUCUGUUCUACCAAAAAAAUCCUUUUUUUUUUGUUCUCUUUGUCCGAAAUCGGCAGAAAAGAGAGAAAAUCAUGAAUUUUUCGCCACCUUCUUCGGUGAAACCCAUGUUGAUUCACGCUCAAGCCUCGUUGAAUUCAUGGCUCUCGCAAUUUGAGCCUCUGGUUCUGCUCUUCGCUCCGUUUCUCACUCUCCUCGUCGCUCGGAUCGUCGGAUCCGCCAUCGGCGUCGUUCAUGAGAAAGGGCUGAAAUCGACCAUCGUUGGGCUCGUCAUGGGUUUCGUCAAGAUGAUUCCUGGUGUUCAGAGAUACAUAGAUGCAGAGAAACAAAAGGUUGUUGAUAAAUUACAAUCCGGCGGCAGCUCUAAGAAAGAAAACUGGGCGGUAGAAUUGCCCGCAAAGGGUUUAGGAGAUGAAGUUAUAGAGAAAAUGGAGGACGAAAAGAGGAAAGAUGCUAUGUGGCAAGGGAAAUGCUCUGGCACUGUAUAUAUCGCUGGAAACGAGUCUGAAGGGCAUUUUUCUUUGAUAAAUCAAGCCUGUUCGAUGUUUGCACAUACAAACCCAUUGCAUUUAGAUGUAUUCCAGAGCGUAGUAAGGUUCGAGGCAGAGGUAGUGGCAAUGACAGCUGCAUUGCUCGGUAGCAGAGAGAAAUCCUCGGGGGGACAAAUAUGCGGAAACAUGACUUCUGGAGGAACCGAAAGCAUACUUUUAGCUGUAAAGACAUCUCGUGAUUAUAUGAGACACAAGAAGGGAAUCACAAGGCCGGAAAUGAUUAUACCUGAAUCUGGUCAUUCGGCUUAUGACAAGGCGGCUCAGUAUUUUAAGAUCAAAUUGUGGCGAGUUCCUGUGAACAAAGACUUCAAAGCCGAUGUGAAAGCAAUAAGGAGGCAUAUCAACGGAAACACCAUCAUGAUUGUUGGAUCUGCUCCUGGUUUUCCUCACGGCAUCAUCGACCCUAUUGAGGAGCUCGGUCAACUGGCUCUUAGUUACGGAAUAUGCUUUCAUGUCGAUCUUUGCCUCGGCGGCUUUGUACUUCCUUUCGCUCGCAAACUCGGGUACCCUAUUCCGGGUUUCGAUUUCUCCGUGCAAGGAGUUACUUCGAUCUCGGUGGAUGUGCAUAAAUAUGGAUUGGCUCCUAAAGGUACAAGUGUAGUUCUCUACAGAAAUCACGAGAUCCGAAAGCACCAAUUUGUUGCUGUGACGGAAUGGUCAGGUGGUCUAUAUGUAUCACCAACCAUAGCUGGGAGCCGGCCUGGUGGUCUGGUUGCUGGCGCUUGGUCUGCAAUGAUGUCUCUCGGACAAGAAGGCUACCUCGAAAACACGAGAAAGAUCAUGGAAACGUCGAAGAGAGUAGAAGAAGGUGUGAGAGGGAUACCGGAGUUAUUCGUGGUUGGGAAACCGGACAUGACGAUUGUGGCGAUCGGAUCUACGAAGCUCGACAUAUUCGAAGUUAACGAUAUCAUGUCGUCGAAAGGUUGGCAUUUGAAUGCAUUGCAGAGACCAAACAGCAUUCACAUUUGUAUUACCCUUCAACACGUCCCUGUUGUCGAGGAAUUUCUCCGAGAACUGAGGGAAGCUGUCGAAACUGUGAGAGAGAAUCCGGGGCCGAUCAAAGGAGGGUUAGCGCCGAUAUAUGGAGCGGCGGGGAGAAUGCCCGACAGAGGCAUGGUCGAGGAGCUUCUCGUCAGUUUCAUGGACAGCCAAUAUUAGGACAUACUCUCUCACUCACUCUCUCUUUUUCUUUUCUGAAAAAUAAAAAAUAAAAAAUAAAAAAUAAAGCUGUAACAUUCCAUUUUCAUCAACGUUCAUUACUUUUUCUUUGUUGCGUGAUUCUUGUAUCAUUUUCACUGUCCAAUUUCCAUGUAUCAAAAAUGAAAACAAUUUUCAUUUUUUAUAGUAUAUGAUAGAUUUUCCUGUCCGUAUA
Molecule: messenger RNA, 1954 nt
Organism: Tarenaya hassleriana
Lineage: Eukaryota; Viridiplantae; Streptophyta; Magnoliopsida; Brassicales; Cleomaceae
Product: sphingosine-1-phosphate lyase
Exons: 15
Coding region: 106-1740 (544 amino acids)
Biological process (GO): carboxylic acid metabolic process; sphingolipid catabolic process
Cellular component (GO): endoplasmic reticulum
Molecular function (GO): pyridoxal phosphate binding; sphinganine-1-phosphate aldolase activity
Source: RefSeq, a predicted model, not a curated record